Alosa alosa (allis shad) is the source of this 1608-nucleotide messenger RNA. It is a transcript of the gene cgasa, whose product is annotated as cyclic GMP-AMP synthase a. Lineage: Eukaryota; Metazoa; Chordata; Actinopteri; Clupeiformes; Clupeidae. The record is from RefSeq and is a predicted model, not a curated record. The transcript is spliced from 5 exons. Gene Ontology annotation, biological process: DNA damage response; negative regulation of double-strand break repair via homologous recombination; positive regulation of type I interferon production. Gene Ontology annotation, cellular component: cytosol; site of double-strand break; nucleus. Bases 53 to 1483 code for a protein of 476 amino acids. Gene Ontology annotation, molecular function: chromatin binding; double-stranded DNA binding; 2',3'-cyclic GMP-AMP synthase activity.
ACGCCUGGCAUACUUUCUUUCACUACCGGUUUCGCAUGAAGAGAACAGUACUAUGACAGACAGGAAGAUAUCUCCCAAAUGCCAAAUGCCCCGUAAAAAAACAGAGCAGAAGGACGCUAAAAGCACCGACUCUCAACGUACUCCAACUCAAGCAAAGUCUUCGACACGGACACCUGGGCCAAAGUGUGACAGAGGAGCACGCAGAAAGAGCACUGUAAGAAGUGUGAUGGUAGGCCUACCAAAUCCACCUGCAGUCAGUGGAAAAGGGGCACAGCGCAAGAGUCCGGAGCCAAAGCGACCCCCUGGCGCUGCUGAGAGUCCACGCGGCAAGUCACCUCCUCCACUUAUUAGAAGAGGCUGCAGUAGAGAUGAUGAUCUAAGCAGAGGUCUUCAGAAGACGUUGGACCAACUGAAGAUCAGCAGAGAUGCAAGGAGCAAAGCCGCGAAAAUAAAAAAUGAAGUCGUUGCGAAGAUCCAAACUCAUCUGGAGAAGUCGAAAAAUUUUAAGGAAAUUCAGCCUUUACCAACUGGUAGCUACUUCGAAAAUCUCAAGAUUAGUAAUCCCGACGAAUUCGAUGUGAUGUUCACAACCUGUGUAAAAAGAGUAGAUGUACAGCCUUUUGGCUCAGAUGGAGCCUAUUACAGCGUGAAGUUUAAACGUCAUCCACAGAAACAUGUCCUGGACGACUUCCUCUCCAAAGAUUAUGUUCUGUGCGCCAGCCUCAUGAUGACCGAGUUUCGACGUGAAGUAAAAACAGCUAUUAAGAGUAUACAAAUUGAAGGCAACUUAAAGAUGGAGCCCAAGAAGCCUAAAUCUCCAGCUGUGACACUGACACUGAAUGUGGACAAAAAAGAGAUUUCAAUUGAUAUCGUCCUCGGUAUCGAGGUCGGAGGCAGAUGGCCGCUGUGUGCGGAAGAUGGCAUGAAAAUCGAAAAAUGGCUGAGCAAGAAGGUGAAACAAGAUCUUAAGUUCAAGCCUUACUAUCUGGUUCCCAAACACGAAGGGUCUGCAAAUAAAGAAGAAGAUGGAGUUCUUGCAAAAGAUGUCUGGAGGAUAUCCUUUUCUCACGUGGAGAAGUUCAUCAUGAAGAACCACGGCAAAGAGAAGACCUGCUGCGAGGAAAAGGGGCCAAAAUGCUGCAGAAAGCCAUGUCUGAAACUCCUGAAGCACCUUCUGGGAGAACUGAAGGCCAAACAUGAGACUGAGCUGUCAAAGUUCUGCUCCUACCACGCCAAGACCACCCUUCUACACGCCUGCACAGUACGAACUCAGGACAGUGACUGGAAGCUCUCCGAUCUUCAUGACUGCUUCCAGCUUCUACUGCAGGAUUUUGUGGCGCACUUGAAGCAAAGAGAGCUCCCAAACUUCUUUAUCCCCAAGCAUAACCUCCUUGGCUCAGUCAGUGCUGAAAGCUGCAGGAAACUUGCCGACUACAUCGAAAAGGAGCGCAACAAUGGGUUCCCAAUUUUCAAAAUGAUGUAAAGGACUAGCCAAUACAAUUUUUGGAUUUGUACUGUGAUGUUUACAUAUAUUUAUUGUUUAUACUUACUUAACUAACCAAAAUUAUUCAAUAAAAUUCACAAUUGAUAAGACAAUUUUUUCUUCAA